Annulohypoxylon truncatum is the source of this 1165-nucleotide messenger RNA. RefSeq lists its product as uncharacterized. The transcript is spliced from 3 exons. The coding region runs from base 452 to 784 and encodes 110 amino acids. NCBI's taxonomy places the organism in Eukaryota, Fungi, Ascomycota, Sordariomycetes, Xylariales, Hypoxylaceae. The record is from RefSeq and is a predicted model, not a curated record.
GUAAACUACUCAUCAGUCAGGGUACUCGUAGGCUGUAUCCAGAGUGGGGAAGUUGAGCCGGUGGAAAUGGAAGUAACUAGAGUCAACGUGGCAUCCGUCCAGCAUAUUCUAGGAAACAUGUUGGACGGACUGGUAGCGAAAUGGACAUGCAACCCCAAUUAGCAGACAGGCUGAGUUGUCAACGACCAAUCCUCGGCGGUUGUUUGUGAUAACUCUGGGCACAGUGUCGACGAAUAUGUAGUGAAAGGUUGCGGCCAAACGCAAGUCGAGAACGGAUGCCGGGUUGGGAUGGCCAGAAGGAAACCCAAAGACGUGGACAAAAAAAGUAUAACCUAUACGAAAAAUAGGGGGGAGCGUCAACCUGAGCAUACCGUGACCAGUGAAAACGACAUCCUUGUUGGGAUAUAAAGGCCAAGCUUCUUACUCAGAUCGACUCUUCUAAUCGGAAACGAUGUGCUAUUUCGAACAAACGCGUUGGUCGUGCGGGUAUUGGCGAUGGGGCCACUUCCGUCAACAAUGUACGAAGGAGUAUCGAACCGGAGAGACAUGCGGGCUGAAGCUGGUAUACUCUACGACUCAAGAGCAGGAUAACUGCAAACUCUGCAAAGACAUCGAGAAGAAACAACGAAAAUAUACCAAGCUCCACAACGACAUCCUACGGUGGGAACGAGAAGGGAACCGAACCGCAACGAUCGAGAAAGCCCAAAGGGACAUAGGGGAAGUCGACGAGGCGAUCCAAAACAUGCUCCAACAACAUCAUAACAGGCAAUACUCGGUGGUAUAGGGGUUGUGUGUUGUCAGCGGAAUAAUUCGAAGAGGAGGAUUAGCACGACUGCUUAAGAUCAGUAGAUUUCUUUUGUCACGGGUCUAUAAGGGACAACCGAGAAAGGCGGGAGAGGUAAAUCUCAAAAUAUGGAACGGGCAUCUGAGGGAAGACGUGUCCUCUGGAAUAGCAUUACUGAUGCUGGAAAGCCGGUCUUUUGUACGUUGUACUGGAUGCGAAUUGUUUGAACUAAAUAUACUAGAGAAUUCUCUUGUGAUCCCCAAACUUCAGUACUGGGUCCGGUUUUAGAAGGAUUUUAUGCGUGACCGAUGCUCGGAAGAGGCUCAAUGGGGCCUAUCUUUUGCUGUAUUCGUUCCUACGAUGAAUGAUUAAACUCUCGGA